UAUCGACGUUUUCGGGUUUGAAAUUAUUGGUAUCGGAUCCCGAAAAGAAAAUAAGUGAUAUUGUCCAUCCCUAGAGUUUAAGGGGUAAAUGAUGUCAUUUGGCUCUCCAUAUGCAAUGGGUGAAUACAUGAUAACUACUACUUAUUUCUAUUUUCUAUUUCUAUUUUCUAAAAUUCCACCAAGCCAAAUAUGUCCAUAGUAAAAGAAAUAAAAUAUAAAAUUAAAAUAAAUCUAUGAAAUAAAAUAACGUAAAACAAACAACAGGCAAAACUUUGAGGACGCUCCCUAACACACGCCAUCCGUGAGUAAGAAGCCCCGCCCUUGUUUCGCUGAUGAGCAGCAGACAGCGGGGCGCCUGGAAACAGGUUUGAACAGCUCACAGUUACGCACACAGCACACGGACACUGCACUCACGGCAACUCUUUAUGCGUAAUAGAUAUUUCUAUUGUUUUCUUUAGUUCAUUUCAUGCGCUCGUGAUCUGUGGUGCACCAAUAAAGUUCCCAUCGUACUUUCCUAAAAGUUUUGACCGGAGUAAAUUCCAAUUUCAUAGACCAACAAAGAGCGUCUGGGGAGGACAGUGCGCUGGCGCGCCAGCUGGCAGCGAGGAGAAACCGCAGAAGAUGGCCGUGCGCGCUGCCUCCGCGCUUCUCCUGCUCGCCUCGUUGGGAAUAUUGAGGAUAAACGGACAGUACGGGGACCGUGGCAUGUCGGUACCGGAUCACGGCUUCUGUCAGCCAAUUUCCAUCCCGCUCUGCACGGAUAUCGCGUACAACGAGACCAUCAUGCCCAACCUGCUCGGGCACACGAACCAGGAGGACGCGGGGCUGGAGGUGCACCAGUUUUACCCGCUCGUCAAAGUCCAGUGCUCCCCGGACCUCAAGUUCUUCCUUUGCUCCAUGUACGCGCCGGUGUGCACGGUUCUGGAGCAGGCGCUGCCGCCGUGUCGCUCGCUGUGCGAACGGGCGCGUCAGGGCUGCGAGGCGCUCAUGAAUAAAUUCGGGUUCCAGUGGCCCGACAGUCUCGCGUGCGAGUCGUUCCCGGUGCACGGCGGAGAGCUUUGCGUGGGUCAGAACACAUCCGAGAGGAGCGCGCCCAUCAACCCGACUCCCGACGGCACCCCACCGACACCCGACCACGCCAAAAGGGGGCAUUUUAAAUGCCCAACGUCGCUGAAGGUGCCACCCUACCUCAACUACCACUUUCUGGGCGAGGAGAACUGCGGCGCGCCGUGCGAACCCAAGAAACUCCAUGGGAUGAUGUACUUUGGCGAGGAUGAGCAGAAGUUUGCGCGGAUUUGGAUCGGGAUUUGGUCUGUUUUGUGUUGCGCAUCCACUCUGUUCACGGUUCUGACCUAUUUGGUGGACAUGAAGCGCUUCAGUUACCCGGAGAGACCCAUUAUAUUCCUGUCCGGGUGUUACACCAUGGUGUCCAUCGCGUACAUCGCAGGAUUUCUCCUGGAAGACAAAGUGGUCUGUAACGAGAAGUUCGACAACGAGUUUAGGACCGUGGUGCAGGGCACUAAAAAGGAGGGCUGCACCAUUCUGUUCAUGAUGCUGUACUUUUUCAGCAUGGCCAGCUCCAUUUGGUGGGUCAUCUUGGCGCUUACGUGGUUCCUCGCCGCUGGCAUGAAAUGGGGCCACGAAGCCAUCGAAGCCAACUCGCAGUAUUUCCACCUGGCGGCGUGGGCAGUGCCAGCCAUUAAGACCAUCACCAUCCUGGCCGUGGGUCAAGUGGACGGAGAUGUUCUAAGCGGGGUGUGCUUCGUGGGCAUCAACAGCGUGGACGCGCUCCGAGGCUUCGUCCUGGCACCGUUGUUCGUGUACCUGUUCAUCGGCACCUCGUUCCUCCUGGCGGGGUUCGUGUCGCUGUUCCGCAUCAGAACCAUCAUGAAACACGAUGGCACCAAAACCGAGAAGCUGGAGAAGCUGAUGGUGCGCAUUGGCAUCUUUAGUGUCCUGUACACGGUGCCAGCCACCAUCGUGAUCGCAUGUUAUUUCUACGAACAGGCCUUCCGGGACCAAUGGGAACAGACUUGGGCCAGUCAGUCGUGCAAGACGUACGCCGUGCCCUGUCCCGCACACAACCCGCAGAUGAGCCCGGACUUCACGGUGUUCAUGAUCAAGUAUCUGAUGACCCUAAUCGUGGGCAUCACGUCUGGAUUCUGGAUAUGGUCCGGGAAAACGCUUAAUUCCUGGAGGAGGUUCUACACGAGACUGGCGAACAGUAAACAGGGCGAGACAACUGUGUGAACAAACUCUUAAAAGAUGUUCAUGUUGUAAAUAAACAUUGUGACAUUUUGUAAGUAUAUAUUUGUAUUUAAAUCUCACUUGGAUCUUAAUCACUUAAUAACUUUUUUUGGGGGGUGGACCAUAUUGUUUUGGAGAUUAUUUAUGCCUUUCAAACAGGAUAUGGAGAUUUAUCUUGGAAUAUUCUUGGUGGUGAUCGGAUGGGAUACUUUUGUAUAGGGUUUGUAUGUAAACCGGUAUCAUUUUUUAUCACCGUCUGUAUUUCCAUGGGCAAAUAUUCCCAUUUUUACAUGCAAAUAUGGCAAAUAAUGUGUGAUUUGUGCACACAGCACUUACAGCGGGAUAACAUGGAAAUAAUGAGAGGAAUAUGCUUGGUUCAAGUUCAGCUCAAUCGACAGCAUUUGUGGCAUAAUAUUGAUUACCACAAAAAUAAUUUCAACUCGUCCCUCCUUUACAAAAAAGCAAAAAUCGAGACACUUACAAUGGAAGUCAAUGGGGCCAAUUUUUGAGGGUUUAAAGGCAGAAAUGUGAAGCUUGUAAUUUUAUAAAAGCACUUACAUUAAUUCUGUUAAAACUUGUGUAGCCUAUUGUUUAACCCUUAUGUUGUGUUCUGGUCAUUUUGACCCGGACGACUUGACUUUGUUCACAUAUGGGAUUUGAAAACACACACAAAAAAUUGCACCAUUUUCUUGACAUUUUAUUGGUUUUAUUUCACUUUGUUACACUUGUUGUGUUCCCGGUCAAAAAUGACCGGCCAUUAGAAAUGAAUGGAUUAGACUACAACAUACAGAAAUAUUAAAUGUUUAGGAGCAUCACAAUCCUUUGGAUGAGCACAUACAUGUGGAUGUGUGUUUGCACACACAAAAUCUUCGAACAUGUGCACACACACACACAUUAACAACACACACACACAAUGUGAGCAUCCUUUUGUGCAUCGUCUUUCCAUGUACACUCUUUGAGGAAUAUUUCAAGAUCUCCUCAUCAUAUUAUGUUGUGUUUGGGCUCAUUUGAAUCAGGAUCGUCUGCUGUAAGUUACUAUACGUCACUGUCUAUGUCAUAUGUAUGUUUCAGGAAGUAAUAAGGAAAAACGUAUGCAUACACUAAUGCUCACUGUAGUUUGACCUCUGAGUGAAACACAUUUACUCAAUGCAUUUUACUAAUUGAGACCUUUCUAAUGAUAUAUAACACAUGACUAUCUCAUCUUCUUUAUGAUUUUACCGACUCUGAAUAUAAUUGUUGUGUUAGCAAAUUUGCAAAUGAUGAGAACGAAACAGUUCUUAUUUGUCAGUAAAUUAAAAAGCGUUAUUUAAGAAUUGGUAGGAUCAGAUAUAUGCAUUGUAAAACUUUAAAAUGACACAUAUUUUGUUCAGAUCAAGAAAGUGGUUAUUAAUUUAUCAUGUAAUUAUUAUAUAUUUUUUUUGUCUCCCACUGGCCCGGGAUGAGCUCAGUUCAAUAAAAUCCUUUUAUUAUAUAUAUUAAUAAAGAGUCAUAAUUACUAAAAUAUAAGUUGAUAAAAAGAUCUAAUGCAAUAUCUUGUGAUAAUAUAUGCAAUAUGAGAGAUUUAUACACAAUCUUACCAGGAACACAAAAUGCGUUAGCACAAACGAACACAACACAAGGGUUAAGAUAUAAAGUUGCCGUUUUAUGGUCGUUUUAGGGUUUACGGCGUUACGUCAUCAUGGCAAUGAAGCUGUAAAAUCAGUUAUAACUUUACACAGAUGUGGAUAGUAAGUGAUUUUAUCACACUUGUCUGUAUUUUGAAACAGUGAGUAUUUUAACGUUUACAGAUUGACCCCAUUGACUUCCAUUGUAAGUGUCUCACUCUUUUUGCUUUUUUAAAGAAAAGGAAGGACGAGUCGUUCUGUGAUGAUCAACAUUAGGCUAUGCCACACGCUGUAGAUUGAGCUUAACUUGUGUUGAACCCGGAAUAUUCUUUAAAGCUUUAAAUUAAAGCUUUAUGACAAAGAUGUGUCUGGGUGCCGAUGAAAUAUGAAACUGGAAAAUGUUAUGGAGGGUGAGACUUUAAUUUGGAAAAGGGAGCUAGAACAAAACCGUUAGUACCCGUGGUGGACAUUGCUGGUGUUUUUGGCAGGAGUAAACUUAAGUGCCUUUUUUAUUUUGUAAUGGACCAGCAUUAGAGUUGAGCCUGCACUUGUUUCUAACUGAACGAAGUGCAAUUUAUAAUCAGUCUUUAGUUCAUUUCGUCAGUCUGUAAUGAACUUUUAUGAUGUUUCUGAAGGGUACAAGAAGUUCUCUUUCGUUUGAAACAUGGCUCUUUUGCACAGACGUACCUCGUAACAUACAGCUAAAACAGAAUUGCAAUGCACUUCUCAAAUAAUGUAGCUUAAUGUAGUUAGCGUGUUUACAUUCACGAUCUUACGCCAUGCGAGGUGACACCGUUAAUGGGUUUCCUUUAUCGGGGUAUGCUCAUAAACAUAUAAUAAACCUUGAUUUCCCGUUGCAUAUAAACACCUUUAGCGGCGUUCUUACCAAUGUGUGCAUGCGUCUUUACGUGCUUACGUCAAAAACUGAAUAACUAGACUAUUUCAGAUAUCUUGAAAUGCUUGUUUGCUUUCUUUUUUAAUAAGCUGAUUUUUGGUAAUUAUCAACAUAUUGGUAAUAAUGAUAAUUGGUGUUACACAUAUUCUUGUGUAUGUAAACAUUCUCAUUGACCAUGAUGUGAAAAUUGGGACGUAGCCUUCACCAGAACAGCAUCGUCAUUGACUUAAGGUGCAUAUCAGCAGCGAUAGACCAAUUAUCGGUAUCAAUAACCGAUAAAUAGUAGCACUCCUUGUGCCAAACCCCCACCAACAGCCCCAACAAUUCUCUUGGGUGUAAAUAUUUUCAGGUGUUUUGUUUUUGAGUUAAGCAUUUGUCUAAUUGCUAUAAAGUGUCUUAGUCUGUUUAUUGGCCAUCAACGACUGCACUCUCUUAUGGGAUGAUCCGUACCGGUCGACCACUACAUACAGUGUGUGUUUUAGACAUUGCCCUGCUUGUAAUGAAUGGGUCUUUCUUUUUAGAAAAGCCCUUUACAGAACAUCAGAAAAGUCUUGAUUGUUUAUGGCAAAUAUCUCUCAUGCAAAUGAAUGUUUUGUUUUUCCAAAUGAAUCUCUGUUAAAAGCAGCAUACACAGGGUGAUUUCAGAAAUCCUGUGUUCUUAUGAAAUGCUGUAUGCAUGAAUCUGAAAUGUAUUUAAUCACACUAGCAUUGAUAUAUAGGCUAUAUUACAAUGCUCAAUUUUCUACACUGGUGACUUCUGUUAUGUUUGUUUCUUUCUCAUACUUCUGCUUGUAAUACUCUUAAAAAAAAAAACCUUUAUAUUUAUAGACAAUAGUUUAUAACGUAUUUGAAAAAUAAAGUUCAGGUUUGUACAAAACA
Molecule: messenger RNA, 5625 nt
Organism: Myxocyprinus asiaticus (Chinese sucker)
Lineage: Eukaryota; Metazoa; Chordata; Actinopteri; Cypriniformes; Catostomidae
Product: frizzled-1-like
Exons: 1
Coding region: 622-2250 (542 amino acids)
Biological process (GO): canonical Wnt signaling pathway; non-canonical Wnt signaling pathway
Cellular component (GO): plasma membrane
Molecular function (GO): Wnt-protein binding; Wnt receptor activity
Source: RefSeq, a predicted model, not a curated record